Molecule: messenger RNA, 849 nt
Organism: Aspergillus aculeatinus CBS 121060
Lineage: Eukaryota; Fungi; Ascomycota; Eurotiomycetes; Eurotiales; Aspergillaceae
Exons: 3
Biological process (GO): ubiquitin-dependent endocytosis
Cellular component (GO): plasma membrane; cytosol; cytoplasm
Molecular function (GO): ubiquitin protein ligase binding; protein-macromolecule adaptor activity
Source: RefSeq, a predicted model, not a curated record
UCCGUGAGUGGAACGUUAUGCUUGUAUGUUCUUAAAGAUAUAUCGGUGAAAGCCAUCAGCGCCAGACUAGUCGGGAGCCUAAGAAUACCGCGCGAUGAGCAUUCUGCAAAGUCUUACCAGGGAGGCAUUACCUUCGAGCGCAGUCAAACAUUGGCCAAGUCAAGAGACAACUCAUUCCUCAUGCCGCGAGGGAUGUAUGUGUUGCCAUUCGAGUUACCGCUGAGCCGGGAAAUGCCGGAGACCGUCACUGGUGUCGGUCACAAGUAUCAUUUAUACGAGGUUCAGGGCAUUAUAGUACAUCGAAACUCUCACCUAGACGUCGUUAGUGCGCAUCCCAUUCGGCUUCAUUACCUUCCUCACAUCCUACAAAGCGAUAUGCUCGAUCAAGUCGUCCCUUCAGUAGACGGGCUGAUAGAUGAGAGCAUGUGGUACCGGAUAUCGAUUUUCAGCACCGAAGUCCCUUUCGGAGCGACCUUUCCAGUCCGAGUUGAGUUUCAUGCACUGCAAAAGGAUUUCUCCCCGGGCAAAAUAACCCUCCAAGUCUUGGAGACACACCUACUAAAGGUUACCCCAACGGCUUCCGACUCCAUCACAUACAACAGCGUCCUGUCCACUAUCACACGAAAAGAGCAUGCGGUCGUGCGCGAAACGUAUGAGAAUCUUAAAUAUACCACCGCGCAGUCAUCCGAUCUUCUGGACUGCGAAUGGGCAGCCACAGCACUCGUUCAUCUGCCGCAGAAUUUCCAGGCCUGCACACAGGACCUGCAGACGGAAGUAAUUCAGGUGCAUCAUAAGCUGCAGUUUGAAGUCGAGUUCGAGGCUGAGCGUGCUCAGAGAAAAAAGGUAUGA